ACUUGAACGCAAAUUUCCAUGAAAUUUUUCCUUGUUGUGAGAUCGAAGUUUAUGGAGUUUUAAAGGUUUUAUUCCACUUUUCUAUGAAGCGAUGUAGGGCAAAGAUCUGUUUUCAAAGUCCUUUCAAAUGUUUAAGCUGUCCAAAGGAGCCGUGUCAUUAGCCCUCCAGAAUCAUGGAAUGGCUUAUGGGGUAAGGUGUACUCAACCGGGUUAAAUUUGUUUGCUUAAAAUGUCUUCUCCCACUCUUUUUUUUCGCGGUCAUAUUGGGUGCGGCUUGCAAGAUAAUUAUGGAACAAGGAAGCUAAAGUAGUAGGUGUUUACUUGAUACUUUUUCAACAGACAGGAAAUAGGAUGGAUUAAAUACCGGCGCGAAGUCCGUUUGAAUUUGACCUUUUGAAAGCGAUUGCGCGUGUAUGUCUGAGCUAGUUCAUUUCAAAUUGCGAAAUUAGAAUUCAACUGAAAUAUCCUGAACACAGCUGAUGUUUUUACGUGCAUAAUAUGUUUACUUUUUUCAAGAAAAGGGGUUAUUUAAUCAUCGACAAGUGACGAUACAAAGCUUAAGCGUUAUAUACUUUUUUCUAGUGAUACGUUUGUAUAAGAACAGCUAACGCGGAAUCAAUCUGAUCAAUCAGCGAAUUUCGAUUCAAUCAACGUCAUCAAUAAAUUUUGUUGCUAAUCAGUGCAUUGUCUGUUAUUCAGGUCUAAUGUAUACCAGGGCUUACGGAGAAAGCCAUCACUUCAUGAGUGACUUCCCACUUUAAAUUUUGCAAGGUUUAGCUCUCUGAAUUAAAAAAAACAAAAAAAAAAAGACAGCGGACUAUUCGUUUACACAUGUCGUCAAUGGAGUGUGAGAUUGAGAACAAUAACAAAUUUCACCUCCAAAAAUAAAUCUCUGUUUUUAUGCAGACUAUUUCCAUUGUUUCCAACAAUAAGUAUGGCUGCUAUGUUGUCUGUUUAUUUAUUCACUUAUAGAUAAUUUUGUUUUUCUGGGGAGGAGAGGGCAGUUUCUUCAUAAUUGACAUUUUUAGGACAGAUGAAUACAACAGACAGUGAGGUUACUGAGCAAUGCGAGUGACUCUAACAACAAUGUCUGAAGAUCUCAGAAAUUUGAUUUCAAUGCCAAAGAAAAUGAUCAUUUUACAUUGGACAUGUUUACUACAGCAUUGAGCUCAGGGUUUGUAUUUAGGGCUGUUGAGCAGCUAAGAAGUUUGAUAUUAAAGCACUCAGGAAUCAUGACCAUAAUACCCAGGGAAAAACCCAGUCCAUGAACCUUGGGUCGGUGAACAGCGCUAGAUAUAUACCUCGACGCUUUGCAUCUCAGUAUAUAAUAUCCACAACUACUGUGUGUAUUCACCUCCCUUUCGUGGGAUAGUUGUGUACUAUACCUACCUUGCAGUACCGGUACAUGUGUAUGAGACCACUUGACAUGGUACCGUGGACUCGAGACCCUUUACCCCUGAUCUGCUUGGGGAGGGUCACCAAGCCUUGUUGGUAUAUUCUUCAUCCAAUAUUUUGUCCACAUAUGAAAUAUGUGUUUUUUCAGCAUAAAAGCUUACAUUAUGAUAUUGUAUUACAUUGUACAUUGCAUUGUACACCUUUAAUGCAUGAUAAUGCUGUUUUUAUAGCAACACCCUUAAAUUUAUCAGUGCAAACUAUUAGAUAAGCUAAUGCAAGAGAUCUCCAUUUUCAUAUGGAUAAAGAAAACUGAGAAUUACCCAUGAGUACAGGUUUCUCUCUUGCUAGGCUUUUAAUGUUUAUGAAGUCAUUUGUUGCAUAUCAGUUUUAUGCAACUGGCAUGCGACGCAAACAACUUUGUAAAUGCUAAAAGCCAUGCAAGAGAGAAACCUCUGCUCAUAAUGCACACUGAGUGUAUCUCUUUUAAGCAGGAACCAUUAUCUGUAAAACAGGGUUCCAGGGAGUAUGAUCAUUCAUGGCAACUUUAUUAAUGUCCUUUAUAUCUGUAAUGUAAACUUGUUCCUUUUGCUGUUUAUAGGAAGGGGAAGAAAAAGCCUGUUGAACCAGAAGUUAAAGAAGACAAACCAUAUUUAGAGGAACGCUAUGUAAAUAGUUUCUUAAGGGAAAUGUCUGAAAUCCGAGAACUUGUGCCCCUUCCUCCAAGCAUUGAUCUGAAUGAGUGGAUUGCAACAAACAGUAAGUGAUUAAAUAAUGGGCUACAAUUUUGCUGUUGUUUGCAUGGUUCAGCAAGGAGCUGAGAUAGCUUGCUUGGUAUGGGGUUUAUAAUGUUACAUAUAAAAUGUCAAGCUAACUGCAAAUGGAUGCAACAACCCCCAACACUGCUGGAUCAGCAAUGUGUGGAAUUGUUGUGUCCAUGCUGGCAGUGGUGUGCAAAGGGAUGCAACAACUCCUAACAUUGUUGGGUCAGUAAUGUUUGGAAUUGUUGUGUCUAUGCUGGCAAUGGUGUGCAAAGGGAUGCAACAACUCCAACAUUGUUGCAUCAGCAAUGUUUGGAAUCGUUGUGUCCAUGCUGGCAGUGGUGUGCAAAGGGAUGCAACAACUCUCAGCAGUAUUUGGACUUGCAGUGCAUUGUGGGAAGGAUACAACCCAUAAGACUAAGUAACAAUAAAUGUUGGGGGUUGUUGGUUCAACAACUGGGAGUUUUUCACCAACAAUGUUGUGUCCAUUUGUAUGGGGCUUUAUUUUUAGUCACAUAAUGUGAGCACCUUGACUAGCCUGCGUAGCAUGGCGGUUUUGGUUGGGCGCGCCAGGUAAUAAAGGCGGGCAAGGGCAGAGAAACCACGAGGAGAUUGGGGCGGGAGGAACUUGAAAAACCGCCUGCACGGAUGAGGGGCUUUUUUGAGUCGGUCCGUAUGCCAGCAUACGGAUCAUUCCGAUUGGUUCAGAAUGUUCGCCUGUCAAUCAAAUAUUUUGGUAAUCUCCCAUGGGAGAGUUUCGAGGGACUGAACAAAUCAUCUCCGCAAAAGAAAAUCAAAAUAUCAAAGAAGCGUUGACCGGAGCGUCGUCGAUCUUGAAUAAUUAUUUGACGGGAAAACAGGGCAAUUGUAUUGAAGCCUAAACAGGAAAUGGCCAUUUACAGUCUUCUUCAAAGGAGAGAUGUCAUGGAAAUUUUGUCAACAACAUUUGGCAAGAGCAUGAUCUCUACUGUCUUUGCUAUGGCCAAAGAAGAAAUAUCCUCAUCGAAAACCUGUAUGAUCACAAUUUCCCCUCUAAAAAGUACUAUAGACGACCAGAUCUAAAACAAGAUCUACUCAGUCAAGUUUAGAACGCAGUGUAGUCACCUAUGCACGAGAUAGCAACAAAGAAAAAACCUGUGUUUGUUCAAGCAAACUCCGGCCAAGGUCACGUUUUACAUUAUAUUUAUCACAAGCUUUUGUGUCAUGUUUAGGCUGUCAACAAUCUAUUUCUGAUUGGCUGGGAAAACUGAAACUAAACAAGUUGUUAUCAGGAUGUCAAAAUGAGUUAAAGGGGGGGGGGGGGGCAGUUGAAAAGGCCACGAAUCCGGGCAGGCGGUUUUUAUUUUUUUCGCGACUUUGCCGCUCAUUCUCGCGCCCUUCGCAUGCAAAUCUUGCGGCUUUGCCGCUCGUGAGUCCAGCUCGACAAAACUGCCAUGCUACGCAGACUACACCUUGACCACCUAGUUAAUCCACUGUCUGUUAGAAGGCCAGUGAAGGCAUGACGUGGCCAAGCAGCUAACAUCUCAAACUUGUACAGUCCGGAAUAUCCCUAAAUUUAAGGACAGGGCCAACUGGUCACGUGACACUUUUCAACCAAUGAGAAGGCGCGCUUGUGUUUAUCAACAAACAAAUCAAAACAUCGCCCCAGCGAUCAAAAAUUUUCAAAACAACUGACGGAGUCGGACAGAAUCAGUCAUCGUUUCGAGGCUCUCAGGCAUAUUUUUAAGACUUUUCAUGAUGAGGCACACAAUUUUUUUAAGUAGACAGCGUCUUGGAAGCCAUAUUGGAAGUGUCUCGUGAAAUAUUCAGCACAUUUUGUGGCUUAUUUCUUCUUUUAUCUUUUAAUCAACGCGUUGUAUAGGAGAGAUUUUGGUCGGUUUUCAAGGUAGGUGAACAAGUAUCUAUCAUUUUUUCGAUUCACAGAUUUCUUACGAAGUUCUAGAUAUUUUUCCUCGAUUGUCGUAUCCAUUAACUUUUAUCAUGUUGAAUGUGGGGAUGGUAGACAACCUAGAAAUUUGGUAGACAAUUUUUGAAUUCCGAGGUCCAAAACACGUACAUUUUCCACUCCCGGGUUUCUCACAAAAGCCGUGUUAUUACUUUUUUUUCGCAUUAGUACGAGCCUUUGCCUUUUUUCCUUUCAAGGCCAAAACAACUUUAUUAGUCUCAUAGAUAUUCACGUCUAACAUCUCGCCUCACUUUGCCGAAUUUGCGGGGAUGAAAUUGAAGAUCAUAAACGCAAGGUACAGAAGGUAGAUACUAACCGCUUUGUUUCUGAAAUUCACUAAUCUGGAAAGAUUUAAUGUUGUUGGAUUCUCCAAAUGUUCACCCACCGUUAAAAAACAAUCAAAGAAACAAGGCAAAUCUCAAUUGUAAAUGCUGUAUUUCGCUACUCAUUGAACAUGCACUGAUUAUCUGGGAUAAAAUUAAAACAUUGCAGGUACUACAGCAAGCAAAGAAAGCACCAGAUGCGUGAAGUCAACACAAAACAACACAAAAAAACAAACAAGAAAAAUUAAUAAAUUUGAACUACUUUCUAUUCUUGUUAUGAUGACUGGUUCUUUGAUUCUUGUCCUGUAGAAGUUAAUAGGUAGUACCAAUCCUGUUUUGUACGAUCUCAACAAAUUUUCACACUCCCUCUAAGGCUAUUUUUGACGAGACCAGUUGCUUCUAUCAAAAAUCUUGCAAGCCAUGCCAGUGAAACCACAACCUCUGCGAUCGGUCAGGAAUCAGUUCGAACACCCCAAUGAUUCCUUGCAAUGAUUAAUGCUCUUAUUCUCUUAGAUGAAAUGUUUUCUUUGAAAUAUUAAAUGUGAAACCUAGACGAGUACUGUAAGCUCAUCUUUAAUUCUGUCCGACUCCGUCCGUUGUUUUGAAAAUUUUUGAUCACUGGGGCGAUGUUUUGAUUUGUUUGUUGAUAAACACAAGCGCGCCUUCUCAUUGGUUGAAAAGUGUCGCGUGACCAGUUGGCCCUGUCCUUAAAUUUAGGGAUAUUCCGGACUGUUGUAUAGUACUGACAAUCUGGGUUCAGGCCUUGUUAUCUUGCUGUUUCCUCUGACAAAAAAAUUUUGCUCCACCGUGAAAGUUGCUACGCGAUAAAAGAGUUCAAUCCCCACGGGAUUUUCUUGGUACACCAACAUGGCCACCAUUUCAUUGCUUUGCACACCAAUAUGGCCACUGUGUUAUAAUUUGAUGUGAAAAUGAUCAGAUUCUAUGAAUGGGUCAAGGGACAUAUUUUGGGGGCUAACCUGGUGUGAUGGACUUGCAUUUGGUAAACAACCAGUUAACCAGUAUAAAACUAGGUAUACCUAUCGAUAGAGUGCCAACGAGCGUAUUUUGCUUAGGAACAAAAUUCCUUUUUUUCCCCAAUUGACCGUUUCUUGGUCCCUUCCUGUUGCAAGGAUUAUUUUCUUGAAAAGUUCUCAGAUUCAGUCUGGUGGCUUUACAAACCUGCUAUGUAAAAGUGUGAAGUGCCUUGAAAGAAUAAAGUCAGCUUUGCAGAGGAAGCGAUCGGGAAUAUUAUUAAGUCCAGCUACAAAUCUACUGUCGGUUCGGUUUCACAUUGUUGAUAAAUAUUUACACAGUUUAAUCAUUUAAAAUUCCUUUCAAAUUUCCCGAGGCUUCUUGUUAUGGGAUUGAAACUUAGAAUGAUUCGCUAGGCCAUCUGAAAUGUUUCCAAGGACAUGCGAUGUACGGCACGUCGGUAUUUAAUUUUAGUUCAUUAUUUUUAUACUGAACUCGGCCACGUUUCGAAAAAAAUGGCGUUGUUUUCUUUUCCUUUGUCGUUCGCUUUAGGCUUGUAAUUCGUUUUUGUUCUCAUUGUUUUUGUUUGCUGGUUAGAUUUUUUCCCCAACACCAGAUUUUCCAACAGAAGCGACUGCAUUCUUCGUGUCAAGCUUUCCUUAUCUCCUCGUGUAAUCUGAUCCUUUUUAGUGGUCAGAAUAUUGCUUGCUGCACAUAGAACACUUUUGCUGUUUUACAAACUUCUCUUCAUUAAAACUUAACAUUAUGGCCCCUAAAAUUAACAGAAUAUAUGAAGUGCUCACGUCUCUUGACUGCGGUGACCGGUUUUGACGAAAAAAUUUAGGUAAAUAAACACAGGAAGUCGCGACGGCAGGAAGUGUGUGAAAUUUUGUUUGUUAUUCAACUUGAGCCCGUGCGCCAGGUACUGCCUUUUGAUUGGUUCACAACUGACCACUUGGUCUCAGGGGAAUCUACAUUACAUUGGGUUACACUUUUUUCAGCUCGAUCGAGAAUUUUUCUGCCUAUUGCCCAGUCUUGCGCGGCUCUAUUCUGCUGCCGCCUCGCCAUCCAAGCGUCUUCCCUCGGAUGGCUCGUUGGCAAUAAUUAUGGCUGUACAUUUUGAAAUAUUAAUAAUUUAAAAUGAAUAUAUAUAUUGAAUAAAUAUAUUGAAUAAUGAUAUUUAAUUGCAGCUUUAGCCUUUUUCAACCAAGUUGACUUGUUAUAUGGAAGUGUUAGUGAGAGAUGCACUUCGGCAUCCUGUCCAACUAUGUCAGCCCCAGGAGCUGUGUAAGUUAACAUUUCAUUUCUCCUGAUACUAUUCACACAUACAGCAAGCUUUUAGGACAUGAAAUUGCACCUAUUGUAGUGUAUUGGCACUAACACACCAAAAUUUCCCAUUUUGGCAGUCAAAUCCUGCAAAUUAGUUUCCAAAUUGACAACUAGAAUGCUUCAUUGCACCUUGUUUGAAGAGAUUACAAGUAUUUUGAAAAUGUGUAAAUGUGUAAGAUGGUCAUCUAAACAUCUCUGUUUUAACCCAUUCGCCCCUGAACCGCCCGUAACCGCCCGUGCGGAGCCAGGUCCUUUCUACCCUUUGUGACAUCAUCAGUUUUAACGGUCAAGGACAACUUUCUUCGCUAACUUGUGCAGAGUGAAGAGAUCUUUCAAACCAUACCAGAAUGAGCACAAUUCAGUCAAGGACACCGGAGAAAGAAGCAAAAAACCACGUGACAAGGACCUGAAAAACUCCAUGAAAAUCUUGUUCCAUUACCCACCUACCUUUCCUUUCACCUAAUCCUAAGAUCCUAAAAGCUUUCCUAAAAACUCUUCCCACCAAAAUGAAGCCUACUAAAUGCCCAGCAAGGGAAAAAAAAUGAGGCAAGAAAAGCGAAAAAAGAAGGGAGGAGAGAAAGCGAAAAGUAAAAGUCAAGACUGUCGAAAUUUUGCUUUCUGCGCAUGCCCGAACUUCGCAAGCUGAUGUUUUGCAUCUGGAUCAGAAGGCCGCCAAGUGUACGACCUGUAAACCGGUUUGUGGUAAGUUUUAGCUCUUUAUAGCAUGACAGUGACCAGAAAACCACUCGGCUAGCUUCAAAACGCGUUUUUCCGCAAAAUCUCCUGGAGCAAAUGGGUUAAAGUGAAAGAGGUUUCAAAUCCAAGGAUAGAAAAAUAAUGUAUAAGCAUACACAAUCUUUUGAUAACCAUCAUGGAAUCUUUAUCAAGACAAGUGAUGGAUUUGGAUGUUUUUAGUCACUUAAUAAUAAUUUUUAAUUUGUAAUUCACGUGACAAACAUCCCAGUAGAUCGCGGGGAGCUCAUAAUAAGAUUGGAGUCCCUGUGCACUUGCUUUGCAAAUAAAAUCUUAAGCUAGACACCAUCUUGGUUUUCACAUACAUGUACAUUCAUUGUAUUUUGUCUUUUAUAGUAUCACUUUAGUUUUAGAUGUAUGCUACCUGCUAGAAUCAUUUUUCUGUAGGGAGUAACCUUUACUUUAGAUGUAACUGUUUACAUCUUGGGUUAAAGUAAAGAGUUUGAUUUAGAUGAGUGUCAUUGUUUAUGCAGCUGGCAGUAGCCCCUGUUUGUUUGCUGACUGUCCAACCAUCCCAAUCUCCUUGGGAUUCUCUCGAUUUUGCUUGAAAAUCCCAAUCCCGACCAAUAUGUGAUCACAAUUGGAAAAAUUCCAGUUUUGACAUUAGUUAUGAUGUUUUCAAAUGUAUUCGUGGGAUUUGCGUAAUGAUGGUGACUUAAAUGUCUACACCAGUUAGUUGCACGUUGCAGUGACCAACUUGAAAGCCUGGCUGAUUAGUCUCUGCACACACUUCACCUUUGAUGAUUUAUGUCAUUUUGUUUCAUGUUUUCUUACUUUUGUAAUUUAUUGUAAUUUUUGUAGCAACCUCUUGAAAUAGUGCAAAAAAUAAAAAAUGUGAAUCUGACUCUGACUCUGAUACUUUUCCAACAGAAUAUACUUAAACGGAAACUGAAAUCGAGUACUUGUAUGUGAAGCCACGCAAUUAAAAAUAAGCAUAAAAAGACAUCGAUUUAGCUGACAUUUAGACAGAAAUUGUCCUCUCAAAACACUAGAAAAAGCAUUUCAGAGCAUAAAAAGUUCAAAAUUUUCUGGGGUAACAUGCCUCCUGCCCCUUGUAUGGGCUCGCACCCUCAGUGCUCCCGUUCAUUCAUCGAUGAUUGAAAAAUGUCUUAGUUGAUUUUACAUACUCAAAAGGUUGGACAGUCUGUGUGGUUCUAAGGUUUUUGCUUGGAAAAGGUUCCAAUGGAAUUUUCAUUGAACUUUUUUUUUUUCAGAGUAUAUUUGUGGCAUGAUGACAAAGGCAAAAAGAUAACAAAGACAAAUGUUUCAGCACCUCAGUAUAUUGACUACGUUAUGACAUGUUGUCACAAUUAUCUACAUGAUGAUGCAGUGUUUCCUACAAAAUAUGGUGAGUUUAAAGAAAAAGGUGGUGGUGAGUUUAAGAAGACAUGUAGAGAGCAUAUAAUAGUAAAAACCAAGUGCAACAACAACCAACAUCAGAAAAACAAACAGGUUUAUAAAUGUUACUGAGCAGAACCACACUUCUGCAUGUUUGUCACACUUUAAUUAGUUACAUUUCUUUUUUGUCAGUGAAUGCAUGACUGUGAUGUGAAAUAAUUAAUCUACCCUUAUAUGGCUAAAGUAACUUUCAUUCUUAGCACAAGAGCAGCAUGACUUUCUUGCACUGCGUGACAGUCUUCAGGUGGUUAAAUAAAAAUUAUAUACUUCGCACAUCGAAGCAUCUUUAACCUAUGUGGUUUAAUUUUUCUGUUUACAAUCUACCUUCCAUUAAUUUUGUUUCAAGUUAGAAAUUAACUGUAAUUAUAUUUCUUUUAGAUGGCACAUUGUAGUCAAGUUCACUGUGGCUAUAGGUGUACGUGUUGUACAUUAUAUGCAUGUGUACCAUUGUAUUCUAAAUUCUUUAAAUUAUCUUAAUACAUUAAUGAUAUUCUUAUGCCAAUGCAACAUUAUUCCAUUUGUACCUAAAAGAGAAGCAUUAUGUGUGGUAUAAUUUGUAGAGAAGGCCUCUGUGGCAAGUUUUAAAAUAACCAAUUAAUUAUAUUUCGCUUUUUUCCCCUGUAGGAAUGACAUUUCCAUCAACUUUUCUUACAACAGUGCGCAAGAUUUUCAAACUUCUCUUUCAUGUGCUGGCUCACAUUUAUUAUGCUCAUUUCAGUGAUCUGUUAAAUCAUGAACUGCAUUCUCACAUUAACACUGUGUUAAUGAACUUCAUUUUAUAUCAGCAAGAAUUUCACUUGCUUGACGCCAAGGAAACAGCACCAUUAGAUGACUUACUUCAAGCAAUGGGCCUGAUUAGUCAGAGUUAGUUUUAUAAAAUAUGUCCUUUGGGUAUGUAUUUUUAUCCAGAUAAAUUUGUGUGUUAUUAAUAGGUAUAUUUUCUCAAUAUUUCUGGUGUUAAUAUUUGUGAACAUUGAAAUAUGUAUGACAUUCAUUGAAAAAAUUUGCCUGGGUCAAUUUUUAAUUUAAAGUGUAAUUUUUAGUGGUUAGUAUUUUUAAUUAACCCCUUUACCCAGUUUAACAGUGACCAACAUUGGAUUUGUCCCUAAAAUUUCACUGAUAAAAAGGUUAUUAGCACAGGCAUCCCAAGCUCACAUUAUGAGGGUGGAAUGUAACUUCCAAUGACGUGAGUGAGUCGGUAUCGCAUUACAACGUUGUAUGAGAAAUAAAAUACCAAGGUCUGCGAACAAUAAAUAUUUUUAUUUUUACCUUUUGAUCAAUAAACUAAAUAAAGAAGAUAUAUCUUCAUUGUAUUCUGUGUUUUUGGUGACUUCAUUAGUAUACAACGUCUUAAUGAUUGUGUGUAAUACAAUACCUACUCACUCGCAUCAAUGCCCGUAAUUGCUAGCAUAGAGGAGAUGAUAACCAAGUAAAAAAGGUCUUGAUCAUUAAACAAAUUCUCCUCAUCAAUACCAUGGAAAAUGUAUGAAAGACAAUGUGGAGAAAGUGCAUGCUGAUGUUAGGACUUAAACCUUUAAGUCCCAAGAGUGAUCAACAUCAAUUUUCUCCUAACGGUAUCAAUACAUAGUGAUGAUAAAAGGUUAUGAGAAUUAAUGAAAUGAUCACGUUGGGGAAAAUGCUUUGAUCUUGAACAAUUUCUCUCAACUUAUUCUCUGAGGAAAUGAAUAGAAAUCAGUCUGGAGAAUUUGUUUGUCAAUAUUGGGGCUUAAAGGAAAUUAGGUUCAAUUUUAACAGAACAUACAUAUAGAGAACUGAAAAGAAGGAUCAUUUGUUUUUCAUACAAGCUGAUUAAGUGCAGACCAAACCAGUAACCAGAUAUAAUAGAAAUGCAAGAGGCCUGUAGCCAGUAUACUCCAACCCAAAGGUGGUUGUCUUGUUAAAAAAGGGAACUUAAGCAACGACAGUGAUGACAGCAGUGAAAAUGUAACUAGAAAAAUGAAUUUGGGUUCUUUCAAAUGUUAUCGGGUCUAUUUGGACAUGCUCAGUAUCUUUCCUGGACUUGAAUUCUUAAGGACUUAAUCCAGGUUUAAAGAGAGUCAAAGGAAAAUUCUUUGUCGCAUCUGUCAUAUGUUCACGUCCUGCGUAAAACAUUGCAUCAGAUUGUUAAUCGUUUUCAUGCAGUGGACAUCAAAUAAAUGUACUAAAAAGCGUGAUGUACACCCAGUUGUUUUGGUCAUAAAACCAAUUGUUUUUUGUUGUCAUCGGUGUUUAAGCUCCCUAAUGACUUUUCUUUUCACAAGUUUCUUGUGUGUGUGGCACAAGUUCUAAACGCCAUGUCAUAAUGAGCGUGCCUUGGUCCCUUUCUAACCUGUUCCUCAGUUUCACUGGUUUGCAUCAAGGUUAUGAGAUAUAAGCUAGCUGUCAUAAAGGCAUUAUUUAUAUUAAUAUUGAUCAUCAAAACAUUUCUAUUAGAGUUCUAGUUUUAGUAGUUUAAUUGCAUCAGUCACUGAAAAGUUGCAUUCAUACAGUAAACACUACCCACAUGAAAAUAAAAGAACCUGGCAUUUUCUGAUUCACACUGUUGCAUUUCUUAUAUACACUGUAUAGGAGGGAGGAUAGUGAGAUAUCAGCUUGCCAAGGUUCAGCAUGUCCUAUAUAAGACUUGUCUUAGAUGGCUCUGUUCUGUGCUAGUGGUGGUUCACACACUUACUUGGAUAUACCCCACUGAUAUCAACGUAGGAUAAAAUGGCCCCUGGAAAGGAGAUUGCAACCUUCGGUUACCUUUCCUUUAUGAACCCGCUUCAUUUGUCAGGCUGAAUGGGCCUUUUGCACCCAGUCAUUCACAUGGUACAAAACCAUCAUGCUGGAGGGCAAGAGACAUGCUGGAACAAGUCAAACUAUCAAAUGAUCUGGACUCUUUGUUUGUCCUGUCCCAGUGUCCCUUAGGGCCUGUUUACAUGAAGGUAGGCGACCCCAAAUAGGUGAGGUAACAUGUGGCGGGUCACCCACCUAUCAUGUAAAUGUAAUCAAAUUAAAAUGAGAAAUUAUAUGGACAGGCGGGUUACCCCAUCUAAGCGGGUUACCUCACAUACCUGGGGUCCCCCACCUCCAUGUAAGCAGGCCCUUAGUCUCCAGCAUGGCAGUUUUAUACCACGUGAGUGACUUGCUACAAAUGGCCUAUUGGUUCUUUUAAUUACAUAUUAGGGAGUUUAAGAAUCUAUUCAACAAUGGUGACAGCCACGAAAACGUCACUUUAGAAGUGAAUUCACACUGCCUCAAACUCUAUCGCGCUAAUUCCAUUAAUUCGUCAAAUGUUGGCAAUUUUUUUGAAGUUGAAUUCUAAAGGACUGUAUCUAAGAAGGAAGUUGUUGUUGUCUUAAUUGUGUUUCCGCCCUCAACAAAACGUGAAAUUAGGCACUUUUUGCAUUGUAUUCAUGCAACAACGGCUAAGAUCUGUACAAAAAGCGUUGUUGUUUUGCCAAUCUAAACCUAUUGGUUUUUUGCCAUUCUUGUUGCCGUCGCCAUCGUUGUUGCUUAAGCUCCCUAUUUUUAAAUUAAAGCAUUUUAUUGGCCACAUUUCAGUCUCGAGUUUCUUAUAUAAACUGCUGUUUUUUUCUGUGGUUGUUUACGGUAUUGCAACUUCCAGCUUUAACAGAUCUUAACAGUUUUCUUUCAUAUUGUGAUUCAGUUUUGUUUCCUUAAAGGACUCCUUGCAUAAAUAAUUAAUUAUUAACACAAGUUUUUAAGUUCCAAGAUUUUGAAAUACCUUAGCAUUUUAUUACAUGUAUUAGAUAAACUUUUGCACUUUCAAAGUCAGAUCAGUUACACAUGUACAUCGAUUAGUUGAUGCAAACAAUAAAAAGAGGAAAGCGU
This is a messenger RNA of Porites lobata, 12707 nucleotides long. The record is from the annotation of a GenBank genome assembly. NCBI's taxonomy places the organism in Eukaryota, Metazoa, Cnidaria, Anthozoa, Scleractinia, Poritidae.